CACACGGUAGCUAAGUUAGUUAGCUUCCGCGUUAAAUGUUACCUGCCCGACUGAGGCGUCCGCUGAAGCUAAAGAGGAGGAGCAGGCCACAGUGUGGAGGCGGUGUGUUUGUGCUGAAGGGUCGCCAUGUAACUACAGCUGAUGUUUCACACAGACAGUCGCUUUGAUGAAGCUUGUGUUGGGUGUUGCUCGGUGUGCUGCUGCUCCAGGUUUCCAGUUCACGAUGGCCCCGAACCAGGUGAUCCUGCAGUUCCGAUUCGCCACAUUUGGUGACUCCAUGCUGCAGAAGAUGAACCUUCUACGACACCAGAGACGCUUCUGUGACGUCACCGUGCGCAUCAACCAUCUAGAGGUCCCUGGUCAUAAGGUGGUGUUUGCCGCUGGCUCUUCUUUCUUGAGAGACCAGUUCAUCCUUCAGCAGGACUCCAGGGAGGUUCAGAUCUCCAUGAUCCAGGAGGCGGAGGUGGGACAGCAGCUGUUGCUAUCCUGCUACACAGGCCAGCUGGAGUUUCCAGAGCUGGAGCUGGUGCAUUACCUGACGGUGGCCAGUUUCCUUCAAAUGGGUCACAUUGUGGAGCAGUGCACUCAGGCCCUUAGCAAGUUCAUCAAACCUCAGGCUGCGCGCCACCUGGAGAUGGAUAUGAAGAUGAGGAGCGAGAAAGGUGAAAGUUUAUCUUCUCAGGCUCAGAGAGAGCAGGGGCGCUCUCAGGUGCGGACUGUGCGUCAGCAGAAGGAGGUAGUAGAGCAGGUUGAGAAUGACAACAAUGGUGAUGACAAGGACGAUGAUGAUGAUGAUGAUGAUGAUGAUGAUGAAGAUGAUAAUGAUGAUGUGAUUAUAGAGCCCAAGUCUCCUCUCCAGGUAUUAAGCAGACACCCAAGGCAGGCUAUGAUGGAGAAUGACAUCACUAUAGUGAAGGUAGAGUCUGUGUCUGACGUUGCAGAGAACUCCAUCACUGGUCACUUCCCCACUAGCCCACCUGCUGCCCUCAAGUCACCUGAGCCCCAGCAUUCGCUCAUCAACUCCACGGUCGACAGCCGCAGCAGUGAGAUGGCGGUUCCACCUGGAAUCGCUGAAUACCCGCUCACCCCCCCUCCUCAGUCCCCUACUGCAGAGAAACACGGCACACACCAGAGGAAUUACGACAAGCCUCUGCAGUGGUACCACCAGUGCCCAAAAUGCUCCCGAGUCUUCCGCCAGCUGGAGAACUACGCCAACCACCUCAAGAUGCACAAGCUCUUCAUGUGCCUCCUGUGCGGAAAGACUUUCACACAAAAAGGCAACCUGCAUCGACACAUGCGCGUCCAUGCCGGCAUCAAGCCCUUCCAGUGUAAAAUCUGCGGCAAGACCUUCACCCAAAAGUGUUCUUUGUUGGAUCACCUUAACCUGCACAGCGGGGACAAGCCCCACCGCUGCAACUACUGCGACAUGGUGUUUGCUCACAAGCCUGUUCUUCGCAAGCACCUCAAACAGAUCCAUGGGAAGAAUAGCUUCGAUAAUGCAAACGAAGGUAGCCUGCAUGACGGGGGGAUUGACUUUGAAUUUGGCCAAAUAUGAAAUCUGUGGACCGGGUUGUUUUGAAGAUUCGUUGGAUGCCAUCAGUUGGAUGCAGACUUUCCUUCAGAUGGGACAUUACUCAAAUGAGUCAUCGUAAAUCUAAGAGAUCCAGAAACUGACACAGUUUAGUCGAAGCUGGAUCAUUAAGCUAAGGACUGCAUUAUGAGUGAACGUGAUAACAAGUUUCAGCCUACUUUUAAAGACUUCACUUGGAGAACAUUGACAUGAAAGAUAGACGUUUUCCUAGUCUACAUUUAACUGUAGCUUCAUUUACUGUGGACAGUUUUUUUGUAGAAUAUAUUGUAGAUGCCUUCAUAUCAUACUUGAAUAUUCAGCACUGAAACACAAAACAUAAUGACUGUGCAUCAUUAGUUUUAUUGAUGAAUUAACAUGUCUUUGUGUCCAAUGUGUCCAAUGAAAGAAUAACCUUGCAGACAAUUAUCCAUUUGUAUAUUUGUGUAUUCAUUCUUCUGUAGGCUUUCUGUAUCGAUAUGACAACACAGACUUCAUACGUAUAGAAACUUGAAAGAGGAUGGGUUUAGAUAUAUUUUAUUGAAGGCAAGCUACACCAGUGACAAAUGAGAUGCCAAAGUGUCUAUGUGAACUGAAAUUUCUUUUAUAAAGACUUAAUAUCUGAGGUACUAUUGGACCAAAGUGACAUUGUAUCUGUCUUGUGUUCAUAAACGUCAGUGUGUUAUGGCAUUAAAACCAGAAUCUGAACCAAUGUUGGUUUCAUUUUCUUUAUGCUGUCACAUAAUUCCAUCCAAUAUAUAAUCAGAUUUAAUAUUCUAAAAGUAUAUUACAUGCAAAAUAUUAAUGCAGUAUUGAAUGAAUGGUCGUCCUCCAACCAGAGGGAUGGUGGCUCGGAUCCCAGCCCAUGCCAAAGUGUCCUUGGGCAAGAUGCUGAACCCUGAAUGGCACCUCAUAGAUGUUGAAUAUACCAAUUGGAAGUUUUUUGGGAUAAAAGCAUCAGCUAAAUGACAAUGUCAUUUAUUGAGAAGUAUGGAGGUUUGAGUCCACACUAGUCUUUGACUGUGGUUAUAUUCCUAACCACAGUUCUUGAUAUGCUCACUGUGUUUUAAGUACUUUGUAUAUUUUUCAUUUUGUAUUUCAAAUGAAAUCUUUCAGUAAACCUUUU
Messenger RNA from Paralichthys olivaceus (Japanese flounder), 2693 nucleotides. Lineage: Eukaryota; Metazoa; Chordata; Actinopteri; Pleuronectiformes; Paralichthyidae. The record is from RefSeq and is a predicted model, not a curated record.